This is a messenger RNA of Solanum lycopersicum (tomato), 1174 nucleotides long. Its product is annotated as clavaminate synthase-like protein At3g21360. The record is from RefSeq and is a predicted model, not a curated record. Gene Ontology annotation, molecular function: oxidoreductase activity. NCBI's taxonomy places the organism in Eukaryota, Viridiplantae, Streptophyta, Magnoliopsida, Solanales, Solanaceae.
AAAUUGUUCAUUAAUGGCGAAAACAGAGCAAAGAAGAAAAAAUGCCGGAAAAUUUGUUGACCCAAGUCGGAGUACCUCAACAGAAGCUUUACAAUGGAGUUCCUUUUCCAGCUGUGUUAUCUCCAAACUCUAAUCAACCUAUAUCCCAACUUCCUCAGAUAAUCAAAGAACAAAAAACAUGGGUUGGGUCUCUUCUCCAUCAAUCUGGGGCUAUUCUUUUCAGGGGAUUUCCGGUGAACUCAGCAUCAGACUUUAAUGACGUCGUUGAAGCUUUCGGCUACGAGGAACUGCCGUACGUCGGCGGUGCUGCUCCUCGCACUAGUGUUGUUGGUCGUGUCUUCACUGCUAAUGAAUCGCCACCUGAUCAAAAAAUUCCAUUUCAUCAUGAAAUGGCUCAGGUUCCCGAGUAUCCGUCAAAGUUGUUCUUCUUUUGUGAUGUGGAACCUGGAAGUGGGGGAGAGACUCCAAUAGUUGUAAGUAAUGUUGUAUAUGAGAAGAUGAAGAAUAAGUAUCCUGAGUUUGUUGAGCGAUUGGAAGAGCAUGGCUUAAUCUAUAUAAGGGUAUUAGGGGAAGAUGAUGAUCCUUCUUCCCCGAUUGGUCGAGGCUGGAAGUCUACAUUUUUAACCAAAGAUAAGAGUGUUGCUGAAGAAAGGGCUGCCAAGUUAGGGAUGAAGCUGGAAUGGCUAGAAGAUGGUGUUAAAACCGUCAUGGGACCUAUACCAGGCAUCAAAUUCAACGAAGAAAGGCAGCAGAAAAUAUGGUUCAAUAGCAUGGUAGCUGCUUAUACUGGAUGGAAAGAUGCUAAAAACGAUCCUGUGAAAGCAGUCACUUUUGGAGAUGGUCAGCCUUUGCCUGCUGAAGUUGUACAUGAUUGUUUAAGCAUCCUUGAGGAUGAAAGUGUCGCGAUUCCAUGGAAGAAAGGCGAUGUCUUGCUGAUUGACAAUUUGGCUGUUCUUCACUCCAGAAAAUCGUUCAACCCACCUCGUCGUGUGUUAGCUUCACUCUGCAAGUAAAAGCAAUGACAAAGAAUAUAGGCCUGUUUGAAGUUUGUAAUAGUUUGUCUUCUAUUUGAUCCUCUCUUAUGGCAGACAUUGAAGAACUUAAUUCUCUGUCCUUUGAUGUUAUCAUUUUAUGGUAAUCAUGAUGGAAGUUUUACUAGUUUUGUUAUCUUUUA